This is a messenger RNA of Arabis nemorensis, 375 nucleotides long. The record is from the annotation of a GenBank genome assembly. NCBI's taxonomy places the organism in Eukaryota, Viridiplantae, Streptophyta, Magnoliopsida, Brassicales, Brassicaceae.
AUGAAUCUCAGAGGUCCAGGUCCAUCACAGCGAUUUGUCCGGUCUCACCAAACUCAUUUGCCUCCUGGAGCAACUGGACCAACGAGCGAGAAUGGAUCAACUGUCACUGAACCUUCGAAUGAACAGCUCACUGCUGCUUAUAUAGAAGUCACAACUAACACCAAAGGACAAGUCUAUGGUCUUGGAUCAAUUCAGUAUCUUAAUGCUGAUCCCAACGAAUCAGCUGCAGCUUCUCUACGUAGGAACUUCGAUGUACAUAUGUGUAUGACUGGAAUGAAAAGCAUCAUAGGCAACGUGAAGGAAGAUGUGACACUGGUGAAGGAGGAUGUGACAGGUCUUAAAAGAGCCAUGGAAGCACUUUUGCGGGAUCAAUGA